Xyrauchen texanus (razorback sucker) is the source of this 1470-nucleotide messenger RNA. RefSeq lists its product as uncharacterized. The record is from RefSeq and is a predicted model, not a curated record. Gene Ontology annotation, cellular component: cytosol. The transcript has 3 exons. Bases 95 to 892 code for a protein of 265 amino acids. Gene Ontology annotation, molecular function: N-methyltransferase activity. Lineage: Eukaryota; Metazoa; Chordata; Actinopteri; Cypriniformes; Catostomidae.
UGCAAUGCGCAUUUUGCACUUUUACCCUGUCCAGCCAACAAGGACGUAUAUACUCCGUACUGUUUAAUUGCUUUUUAAAUAAACAGUUGUUGUCAUGAUGUGUGAAUGCGUGAACUUUACAGAGGGGGAGUUCUAUCAGGGGCAUUUUGACUCGCGCGCAUAUGUUCAGAACUUUUAUUCCUGUCCUCGUGGACACUCUGACGAGAAAGAUUUCCUUUCUUUCGUUUUAGGAUGUCUUAGCCGAACUUUUUCAACGGGGAAACACAAAGGCCAGAGACUGAUUGAUGUGGGGAGCGGACCGACUAUCCACAGCGUCAUAAGCGCGUGCGACUUCUAUGAAGAGAUCGUGCUGUCUGAUUUCACAGACAACAAUCGCAGAGAAAUUGAAAAUUGGCUAAAACACGAAGAUGGAUGUUUUGAUUGGAAACCCGUGUUGCGGUACGUUUGUGAACUGGAGGGGAAAAGUCCAUCCGAUUUGGAGACUAAAUUGAAGCAACGAAUCAAAAAGGUUUUAAAAUGUGAUGUCCGAUUGGAGAAUCCAUUCUAUCCGAACACAUUGGAACCAGCUGACUGUGUCAUUACUUCCCUGUGCCUGGAAGCAGCAUGCAAAGACAUCGAGACAUACCACUACGCCUUGCAUGGAAUAUCCAAGCUCCUACGUCCUGGUGGACUUUUGGUCAUGGUUGGUGUUCUGGGUGAAACCUUCUACAAGGUGGAUGAACAGCUCUUUUCCUGUCUUAGGUUGAGUCAGUCUAAUAUUGAGGACGCACUCCAUGGUUUAGGCCUUUCUGUCCAUGAGUUUAAUAUUCUGAAAGCUGAAGAUUGGGAGAACAGCUCUGUGUCUGACUUUGAAGCCGUUUUUCAACUAGUGGCACAAAAACAACCUUACUAGACAUGUCGUCUAUUAAGAAAGCAAAUAGAGCAAUUUAUAGAAUAGCACAAAAUGAGUUGUGUUUAAAGCUUUGAGUGCAUCUUUUUUUAUCACAAUCUCUUCUUUAUUAAUAAAUGGCAUAAUAGAAAAUUUUGCAGUUUGGAUGGCAAACAUAAAAUGCAUGACUUAUAAUUGCUUGUAUUUAAUACUAUAAGACAAAAGCUUCAUUACAUUGAUAAACAUUACUGGCUCAUUAAAAAAUGUUUAUGUGAAUUAUCAUGUUCAUAUACAGUCUCAUCACUUACACUCAGCUCACUUCGAAAUCAGGUUAACGUUGAAGUUACAGUACUUAAAUAAUUCAGUAAUUCAAAUGCAGAAUUGUGAAAAGUGUGAUUUGACAGUCUACAAACAAAGACAGAUGGUUGACAUUUAGCACUAUAUAACUGACAAAGCUAUGGGCUGUCCCAUGGAGCAUCAUUUCGUGAAAACGAUAUAUUCAUUACUUGAAAAACUAAAAUUGGAUGUGAAUGAACGAUAUCAAAUGUUGAUACUGUACUGAAAAUCACAUUGAAUAAACAGUAAAAAGACCAAAAGACUUA